AGUGGAGAGGGGUAUAUAAAGGGCACGCGAGUGAGGCUGAUCUUCCAUUCACUCCACCAACCACUGAACCAACUCCACCUCCUCAACCCCUUCACGACCUACCAAUCUCCCCUCCUCCUCAUACCUCUCACGACCAUGACUCGCACCGCCCGCUCCGCCUCUCUCCGCUCCGUGCUCAAAGACCGCUCUGAAAACAAGACUGGUGUCUCUGGAGCUCUGCGCAAGAACGGCGGUGGCGCGCACAACUGGGGCAGUCUCGAGAACGAGCGCGAUCUUGAAUUCGCCGGAAUGGACGACGGCCAUGCCGAACUCGAGGAAUUCCACCGCGAAGUCAGCGAGGACAGCGCCAGCUCCCUUGGUGAUGACGACAGCUUGAGCAGCUCUGACGAAGUCGCCCCCAAGAAGCCCCACUCUCUCCCCCAUGGCCACUGA
Messenger RNA from Mycena indigotica, 432 nucleotides. RefSeq lists its product as uncharacterized. The transcript has 3 exons. NCBI's taxonomy places the organism in Eukaryota, Fungi, Basidiomycota, Agaricomycetes, Agaricales, Mycenaceae. Bases 136 to 432 code for a protein of 98 amino acids. The record is from RefSeq and is a predicted model, not a curated record.